AAGUGAGCGAUUCUUUUAUUCUACUCGUUCUCAAUUUCAUCAGCCAUUCAAUAAAUAAAGGUACAACAACUUCUACACAGAGUACAACAAGCACGACAUAUACUUCAAGUACAACAACGGCAACCACAUCUUCGACAACAGUUACAACAACGACUGCAUUCAAUUGUGCUUCAACAAUCACUUCGACUUUGGGCUCGUAUUCAAAAACUGAUUGUCCAGAUGGUCGUUGGCAUACAUUUUCCAAAAGUUUUGCUUCAUCAUACACCGGCCUACGCACACUCGUUUUUGCCUUCACCAAUAUUAGAAGUGCAGUUAUGUAUCUAACGAAUAUCAAAGUGUACGAUGCUAGUAAUACUCAACUGAUAAGCAAUGGAGAUUUUUCUUCCUCGUCCGGUGUUCUACCAACAAAUUGGCUCAAAUGUUCAGACAAUGGACAAGUAGAUUCGACAUGCACUCGUAACACAUCCAUUUCAUGUUAUACGAUUUCGACAGCUGGUGGGACGAUAUCACAAUCAUUUGCAGUUGUAUCCGGUACGAAUUAUACAAUUAGAUUUGAUCUUUAUCAUGAUGCUACAAGUGGUAAUAGUGAUCAAAUCGAUUUAGACAUUUCUGCUGUUUGA
This is a messenger RNA of Adineta ricciae, 620 nucleotides long. Lineage: Eukaryota; Metazoa; Rotifera; Eurotatoria; Adinetida; Adinetidae. The record is from the annotation of a GenBank genome assembly.